This is a messenger RNA of Quercus lobata, 842 nucleotides long. RefSeq names its product major allergen Pru ar 1-like. Gene Ontology annotation, biological process: defense response; abscisic acid-activated signaling pathway. The transcript is spliced from 2 exons. Gene Ontology annotation, molecular function: abscisic acid binding; signaling receptor activity; protein phosphatase inhibitor activity. Bases 79 to 561 code for a protein of 160 amino acids. Lineage: Eukaryota; Viridiplantae; Streptophyta; Magnoliopsida; Fagales; Fagaceae. The record is from RefSeq and is a predicted model, not a curated record. Gene Ontology annotation, cellular component: nucleus; cytoplasm.
ACAUCUAGCAAGCUCAAACUAGUACGACUAAUCCUCAUUAUUCUUCCUUUGUUUACUUCCAAACUCUUUUAGGUCAUCAUGGGUGUUUUCACUUACGAAGCCGAGACCACCACUGGUAUUUCACCCGCUAGGCUAUUCAAGGCCUUUAUUCUUGAUGCUGACAACCUCAUACCAAAGAUUGCACCACAGGCCAUUAAAAGUGCUGAAAUCAUUGAAGGAAAUGGAGGACCAGGAACCAUCAAGAAGAUUACCUUUGGCGAAGGUAGUCAAUUCAACUAUGUGAAGCACAGGAUUGAUGAGAUUGACGAUGUAAACUUCACAUAUAGCUACAGCUUGAUUGAAGGUGAUGCUUUGACUGACAUAAUUGAGAAAAUCUUAUAUGAGAUCAAGCUAGUGGCAUCACCUGAUGGAGGAUCCACCUUGAAGAGCACCAGCAAGUACCAUACCAAAGGUGACCACGACAUCAAGGAAGAGCAAAUCAAAGCUGGAAAAGAAAAGGCUGCAGGACUUUUCAAGGCUGUUGAAGGCUACCUCUUGGCAAAUCCUGAUGCCUAUAACUAAAGCUUGUUUUCAUUCUUGAGUGUUCCCUCUGUCAUGAGUCAUGACUUCAUGAGUUGAAGUCCGCUUUAUUUUUAUUUAUUUUUUCUUUUUUAUGAUAUCCAGCAAAUAUGGUUUUGGGGUUGCAAUUAAAAAUAAUACUGUUUUUGGUGUUGUAAUCGUGUACUUGGAACUUGGAAGAGUGAAAAGUCAACGCUGUAUUUUUUUUUUUUUUUUUGAGAAAUAAUGAUGUAUCAUUUUGAAUACAUAUUAUGGAAGUCAUUGGAAAAUCAUAACGGUGCUUG